AUGGUAUUUACAAGAACGAGGUCCGAAGAAGAUUCUAGAGUAUCGACAAAUCAGUUGGAUAAUAUUUGUAAACAUAAAGAGGCGGCCAUGGCUAGAUUGAAUACCGAAGGAACCAUCGUUACUACUGCUAUGGAACACGACGUGGAGAGAAAAGCCAUCAAAAGUGUAUGUGGCAGGGCUAAAACAAUACAAUCAGCAUGGGAGGUAGGUGUUGGUCCUGUGUUAAGGAAAAAAGAUAAUUGGAUGAAAUCGGCAGUCGAAUCUUCUCAACGAGAUUCAACUGAGAACGAAGAUUUGAGAAAUGAGGUUACUGAACUCAAGGAGGAAUUGAAACAGAGUAACGAAAAAUACGAAAGAGUGACAGAGUUCUUGAGCCGAAAAUAUCCAGAUUUCGAAAGCACGAUAUCUACAAAUGAUGCUGGUGAAGAUGAUGGUUUGAAUGGACUACACAACGAAAGUGACAACACUAUCUAGGCAGUUAGUUAAGACGUUUAUUACUUUUUUUUUCUCUAAUACUCUUCU
Messenger RNA from Helianthus annuus (common sunflower), 522 nucleotides. RefSeq lists its product as uncharacterized. NCBI's taxonomy places the organism in Eukaryota, Viridiplantae, Streptophyta, Magnoliopsida, Asterales, Asteraceae. The record is from RefSeq and is a predicted model, not a curated record. Bases 1 to 474 code for a protein of 157 amino acids. The transcript is spliced from 2 exons.